Messenger RNA from Ceratotherium simum simum (southern white rhinoceros), 3331 nucleotides. RefSeq names its product Rac GTPase activating protein 1 (gene RACGAP1). The record is from RefSeq and is a predicted model, not a curated record. Gene Ontology annotation, biological process: mitotic cytokinesis; mitotic spindle midzone assembly; Rho protein signal transduction. Gene Ontology annotation, cellular component: cleavage furrow; spindle midzone; centralspindlin complex. Gene Ontology annotation, molecular function: GTPase activator activity. NCBI's taxonomy places the organism in Eukaryota, Metazoa, Chordata, Mammalia, Perissodactyla, Rhinocerotidae.
GAUCGCGGGGUUGGGGGGAAGGCGGCACCUCCGGCUCCCUCCGCUGGGGCUCCCCCAGUGCCGGGAGCGGCCUGAAUGGGCGGUGGCUAGGGAGCGGGGGGCUUCUUUCUUGGCGCCCUGUUUUCUGGAAAGCCGGGGGCGUCUUUUGAGGUGGUGGCUUGAACAGGACAGGAGCCACCCCAAAGAAGUGGCUCUCAGUUAAAUACAGAGUUUGGGAGUUGUUGGGGCAACAGCCCCAUCCUUUUCAGAGGAACUGGGCUUUUUCGAAGGAGACAGCCCUGGUGUUGGAGAGGCCGGGGCGGCUUGAGGUGGAGCCCCUCUCCCUGGGAGCUGCGUGUGUCUAGAGAGAUGGAUACCACAAUGCUGAAUUUGCGGAAUCUGUUUGAGCAGCUUGUCCGCCGGGUGGAGAUUCUCAGUGAAGGAAAUGAACUCCAAUUCAUCCAGUUGGCAAAGGACUUUGAGGAUUUCCGUAAAAAGUGGCAGAGAACAGACCAUGAGCUGGGGAAAUACAAGGAUCUUUUGAUGAAAGCAGAGACUGAGCGUAGCGCUCUGGAUGUUAAGCUGAAGCAUGCACGCAAUCAGGUGGAUGUAGAGAUCAAACGGAGACAGCGAGCGGAGGCUGACUGUGAAAAGCUGGAAAGACAGAUUCAGCUGAUUCGAGAGAUGCUCAUGUGUGACACAUCUGGCAGCAUUCAACUAAGCGAGGAGCAAAAAUCAGCUCUGGCUUUUCUCAACAGAGGCCAACCAUUCAGCGGCAAUGCUGGGAACAAAAGACUGUCAACCAUUGAUGAAUCUGGUUCCAUUUUAUCAGAUAUCAGCUUUGACAAGACUGAUGAAUCCCUGGAUUGGGAUUCUUCUUUGGUAAAGACUUUCAAACUGAAGAAGAGAGAAAAGAGGCGCUCUAGUAGCAGACAGUUCAUUGAUGGUCCCCCUGGACCUAUAAAGAAAACUCGUUCCAUUGAGUCCACAGCAGACCAGGGGAAUGAAUCCAUUGUUGCAAAAACUACAGUGACCGUUCCCAAUGAUGGCGGUCCCAUUGAAGCCGUGUCCACUAUUGAGACUGUGCCAUAUUGGACGAGAAGCCGAAGGAAAACAGGUGCUUUACAGCCUUGGAACAGUGACUCCACCUUGAGCAGCAGGCAGCUGGAGCCAAGAACCGAGACAGACAGUUCCAGCACUCCACAGGGUAACGGAGGGAUGCGCCUGCAUGACUUUGUCUCUAAGACGGUUAUUAAACCUGAAUCUUGUGUGCCAUGUGGAAAGCGGAUAAAAUUUGGCAAGCUGUCUCUGAAGUGUCGAGACUGUCGUGUGGUCUCUCAUCCAGAAUGUCGGGACCGCUGUCCCCUUCCCUGCAUUCCUACCCUGAUAGGAACACCUGUCAAGAUUGGAGAGGGAAUGCUGGCAGAUUAUGUGUCCCAGACUUCUCCAAUGAUCCCCUCCAUUGUUGUCCACUGCGUAAAUGAGAUUGAGCAGAGAGGGCUGACCGAGACAGGCCUGUAUCGGAUCUCAGGCUGUGACCGGACAGUAAAAGAGCUGAAAGAGAAAUUCCUCAGAGUGAAAACUGUACCCCUCCUCAGCAAAGUGGACGACAUCCAUGCUAUCUGUAGCCUCCUGAAAGACUUCCUUCGAAACCUCAAAGAACCCCUUCUAACUUUCCGGCUCAACAAGACCUUUAUGGAAGCAGCAGAGAUCGCAGAUGAGGACAACAGCAUAGCUGCCAUGUACCAGGCUGUGGGUGAACUGCCCCAGGCCAACAGAGACACAUUAGCAUUUCUCAUGAUUCACUUGCAGAGAGUGGCUCAGAGUCCAAACACUAAAAUGGAUGUUGCCAAUCUGGCUAAAGUCUUUGGCCCUACAAUUGUCGCCCAUGCUGUGCCCAAUCCAGAUCCAGUGAUAAUGUUACAGGAUAUCAAGCGUCAGCCCAAGGUGGUAGAGCGCCUGCUUUCACUGCCGCUGGAGUACUGGAGUCAGUUCAUGAUGGUGGAACAAGAAAACAUUGACCCCAUGCAUGUCAUUGAAAACUCCAACGCUUUUUCAACACCACAGACACCAGACAUUAAAGUGAGUUUACUGGGGCCUGUGACCACUCCCGAGCAUCAGCUCCUCAAGACUCCUUCCUCCAGCUCCCUGUCGCAGCGAGUCCGCUCCACCCUCACCAAGAACACUCCCAGAUUUGGGAGCAAAAGCAAGUCUGCCACCAACCUAGCACGACAAGGCAACUUUUUUGCUUCUCCAAUGCUCAAGUGAAGUCACAUCUGCUGUUCCCUUCCAGCGUUGACUGACUGCAAGGAAGAGUGCACCUGUGCUCUCCUCAGCCUCCUGUACUCAUUACUACUUUUAGCAUUCUCCAGGCUUUUAAUCAAGUUUAAUUGUGCAUGGGGGUUUUAUUAAAACUAUAUAUAUCUCCCUCUCCUUCUCCUCAAGUAACGUAAUAUCCACGCCUGUGCUGUCAUUGCUGGAGCUUUUAGUUGGGAGAUCUGUACAGGGGUGGAAGGGUGGUAUGGAAGUCAUGGUGAUUCUUUAGGGGGCUGGGGGGCAUCCCUUUGGCUUAAAGCCAAAUGUUGCUCAUGGAAUGACCUUUCUCUGGUGUCAUUUAGAACUAAUUUCCCUGAGACAAUGACAGAAGCCCUACCUCUGGUAAGACUGACGUCUCGGGGUGGGAAGAGGGAGGGGAGGGUAAAGAAAGGUUUGCACAGAGGAUUUAGGAUGGCUCGUUCUGAGAACUUGGAAGUUCCCCUUCCCCCAUUAUGAACUGAGCUGUAACAUGGAGCCUUCAUAAAAAUGCAAUAGAGUGAGGAUGGAACUGAUGAUGGGAGUAUGCUUAGCUUUAAAUUGGAUUGAUUAGGUUUAAUAGUAUGAAGUGGCACAACCUUGUAAAAGUGAUACUACAACUUGUAUUUAUCUCCAGUGGGCCUCUGGGUGGACUUUGGGUUUCGUUGGGGGUCAAAGCCAUUUUGUUCUUAAGUUGAAUUCAUUCUGAUGCUUGACCCCCCUACCCCUGCCUUGUCCAUUAGAGUCCCACUUCUAAAGUCAGUAUGCUGUCUAUUUGGCAUUUCAACUAACAAUUAAAAGUAGGCUAAACGGGAAGAUUGUCAAUAUUUUGUGUGGCAAGAAAAGCCACAGUCAUUUUGUCUUUGCACUUUGGAUGCUGAGAUCUUCCUGUGGAACGUAGCCACAUCUAGAUACAUGUAAGCUUUUCUUCUAUUAAAAUUAUUUCCAAUGUCUAUAAAAACGCUUUCUUCUAUAGAAUGUUUCUGACCCAUAGUGACCCUUGUCUGUAAAACACGUUUGGAAUAAUAUUUGGAAAAAAGUAAAUAGUUUUUUCAAAAUG